Messenger RNA from Procambarus clarkii (red swamp crayfish), 4079 nucleotides. Its product is annotated as COMM domain-containing protein 3. NCBI's taxonomy places the organism in Eukaryota, Metazoa, Arthropoda, Malacostraca, Decapoda, Cambaridae. Gene Ontology annotation, biological process: sodium ion transport. The record is from RefSeq and is a predicted model, not a curated record.
UCAGGGUCGGGUUGGUCUACGAGUACGCUGAUAUUCGAACAGGUAGUGUACGCCUCCUUUGGAUAUCUGAAAUGGUACCUCGUCAAGACCUCUUUAACAGCAAGUUCUGAUGGAUUUAUCUUUGAGCAUUUCUUCUGCCUUGCGAUUGCUUGGUGACGCCUCCAAAACACAACAUGUCACCUUCCAAGAGGUCCUUCAUAAAGUGGCCCAAGACCUGAAAUUUGAGAGCAAAUCGAACACCAUAACACCUGAGGCUCAUGUUAUCGACGGUGGUGUGGUAACCCACUGUCAUGCUGCUCUGUCAACCCUGUUUGUGGAAUCUGUGCGAGGAGGUCACAAUACAUCAGUUCUGACCUCGACUCUGGAGGAUUUGAAUUGGCCACCUGAACGUAUAACUGAAGCACUUCGAGAACUUGAAUCAUGCCGUCAUCUGAUUCACUCAAGACUUGCUUCUCUUGGAACAUAUCCUCCACACAUUGUUGAUGUCGAUUGGAAGUUGUACUACCAAGUUAGAAGUAGUGCUGGUCAGGAAGGUGGUGGAGCUAUGUAUUUGGUAACACUUCACACCGAAGAGUCCGAGGGCAAACGAGGAAAAGUUACAUUUUCAUGUUCGCUGGCCCAGCUUACUCACCUUGUCACGCGCCUCAGGCAAGCCACUCGCUGCAUUCAGAAAUAUGCAAACAGUAGCUGAUUAUGGUGGAUAUUUAGGCGCUACAAUACUACCAACUCAUUUGUCGUACUUGCUCAGAAUCAUCCGGUUAUGGUGCUAGGGCCAGUUGCCUUCAACUCGGUAUUUAUGUUUCACAUAAGGUAUUUAUGACAUUGUGUCAGAAGGGUUUGUAUGGUAUUAAAGGUAUUGAUUAUUAUGUGCUAUUAUUAUUAGUCAAUGAUAUGCAAGAUCGUUUUUGCAUGUUGUAAUCAGUAUUUUUAACAAUACAGAUUUUCAAGACACUACAAUACUGAACAGUUUCUAAAAAUAAUGUGACUUGUUGCCAAAAAACUUGAUUUGUGUACAAUUAAGAAUGAUGUGUGUAUAAAUAAUGAAAAGUUAAAUGAUGCUUAGUUCUUAUGUGACCUGCUCUAAUUAUUAAAUGUAAUACUGUAAUUAGAAUUCAAAUUUGUUGAUAUUGUACAUCUAUUUUCAUAGAUCAGGUAUAUGGUACUUCUAUCAAGAGCUCCAAACAGGUUUUUUUCUUUGAUGAAAUCAAGAGACAAAGUAAAAUUACAUAUUUUACUUAGGAUUUUGCUUUAAAUUAUAUAUUUUAUUUGUAUGAUAAACUAAAAUCUCCUUUGCAAUCUUAUUUCUGGGCAAAGCCCCUUAUGACUCCCUUUAGCUACUAUACUGAGAUAGUACAUCUACUAGGUCACAUCAGCCGUGGUUAUAAUAGGCCUACCAGGGACCCGUGCCAAAACCUGCCCCACUCAAAGAGGCACAGGGAGCUGUGACAUCUAUUUUUGCCACCUCACUGGGAAAGCCAAGCAGAAAGUCAGCGAGUAAAAGCAAAGCACUGCUGACUUCAAAAGAUACCAAUGCCUAAAAAAACACCUAGAAAACUUCCUCAAUUGAACCAUCAUGAGCUUGUUUGCCCCACCUCCCCCACUCAUUUGAGGGGGGGGGGGAGUGGAGGUACUUCACUAUCAGCCGGCAUCUCAGCCCCAAUUCUACUGCUUAUGUAGUGGAUACCAGAUUGCCUCUUUUUCUCUGCUGACUCUGGUGUUCUGUUUGCUUAGUAAAGUGGUGGUGAAUUCUUUUAGUGGCAUUUCUUGUACACUGCAGUACAUCGUGAACCAAUUUUGUGUGUGCUUGGAGCUGCAUGUGCACAGGGUUACCUUCCUAGUGUAACUCAAGAGCUAACACUAGGAAGUAACCUAGUAACGAAGUAACCUACUCAAGUAACCUUUCCUUAGCUCCCCAAGAGGUCGUCUUCACUUGUAGUGGCCCUCACCUAGGAUGAGUCAGGGGACUUGAGAACUUCCUGUCUUAACUUAUGUCAGAAGCAACUUUGGCUGGCGAGACAAACUGGUGGUGCAUGCGCUUCUCUCAGUGCACUGAAUUUGACCUUUACAGCCAAAUCAGUAAGGGCAAAGACCCAGGGAAAAACCUCACAGAACUCAGGGUCAUAGGGGUCACCAACCCAAUAGGCGGAGGCAGAAAGAAUGAUAAUUGCCAGGUAGCAAAGACUAUGAACACACAUCAAGCUCGCAGAUGGCGAGUGUUGGCUUGAUGGGCCUUCCAUAAUGGAUCACACUGGAGACCCGUAAAGGGAUUACCCGAGCUUGAAGGCUGCUAGCCAAGCAGGAACCCUAGGCACUGGGGCCACUUGCCAGAAGAACAAACACCAAUCGUAACCAAAACAAUCAGAUUACAAAUGGCAACUGUGUUACAUCAUAAACACAUAUGUGAACUGCAGUGUGCCCAGUACAACCCAGCCAAGAGCCCAAAGAGAGUAGUCAAAGACUCCUGAACAACCCAAGGUAGAGCUCUCCACAGUAGCCUGGCUUCUUAAGGACUAACUCCCAACUCCCAAACACACCAGAGAAGAUAACUCUGUCGGUGCAAGGCAGCACUUGCAGGCACCUAGGAAAGAAAAUCCUGAGUGCAUGCAGGAUUUACUACUUCAAAGGAAAAUAGGGAAAGAACUGUUACUUAACUAACAACAGAUCCUUGGUGCCGAUCAGCUGAUUGUCCGUUAUGCCACUGUUGCUCUGACCCGUCAUCACAGCUCCUCCUCCUCCACCUGUUGCUUGAUGCUUGUGUCUGUCACCUCUCCACUCACUGGACCAGUGGCUCUGCCAAACACUACUGCUUUUAUCACUUCACCGGAACUGUUCCUACCCACACUUGGGCCACUGUACUGCCCAAUAUAUAACUGCAAAUGUCAAUGGAGAAUAAUCACUGUCCAUAUGAAAUAUCUCCCAGUGCAGGUAGGCUCUUAUACUUCAUUACUAUGCUCACACUAUCUGUUACCGAGUAAUCGCCGAACCCCUUGGGUUAGCUGAGGAAGUCAAACAGUGACCUUUCACACACACACAGUAUCUGCUCAUCUGGACAGACACUGCCCACACUAGGUCCCUAACCAUUACUUGCUCCCACGAUGCACUAACCUUUGCAAUUCCUUGAGAAAUUGACGGGUAACGCCUAUCUGAGACUAGUUAGGCUGCUCUUUGCAAUGUCUUUUAGUCAGUAGUGAUCAACAGAGAUAAAACUCAAUGUGCAAAUGACGAAUUCUGCAAAAUUCGGGAUCAUCGGCUAUGUGUACCCAUCAACCACCAGUUCCUGAAGCUCAGUGACACCUCAUAAUCCAAUGAGAGGUCACGAUGCCCUCACUCACUGAUGACACGACCUUUGGUUAUAGAUUUGGUUACAUCAUCACCUGUUAUCAAUCAUCUUUCCUCUUCUCAUCCUGGUUCAGAGCCCUCGUCUCUGCUCCUCUCUAGGUGCCGAAUUUUUUUUCAAGCAGUAACACCUGCAAUCACCAUCUUGGAAAAUGCCUCUAGGCUACUCCCUAUUGAAAAUUAAAAAUUUAAAUUUCUUAAAAGUGCUACAACUCACAGCCUUCCUAUAACAAAAUAUUCUCUGGGCUAUCUAGUAUAUACAGUGAGAUGGGGAAAAUGAUUCUUGAAGCCGGGAAUGGGACUGAACGAGACAGCAAUCAUAACUAUAAUUUGUAGAGUUGUUUGCUGAAUUUGAGGCUUCAUUUUCUAUGAAUCCUCCAGUUGUCUGUAAAGCUUUACUGACUUUCUGGAUGCUUCACCUGUAGGGUGGCAAAUUGUCACUCACUCCCUGCACCUCUGUGAAGGGACCAAGUUCUUACUCUGGUCCCUGGAAGGGCAAACAGAACUUCCACAGAACUUCCACUUGACAUCUGAUGUGACCCAUUAGCAUGGAGUAUUCUCAGCAAGAUAGCGUAAAGGAGACACCUGAGCAGUCCCAGAAAAAAAAAAAUCAAUCUGGAUGUACCAUUAGGUCAAUUUUUUCCCAGAAGUUAAUGUGACUAUAUAAUACUGCAAUAAGUGUGCAAUGUUGCCAGUGGAAUAAUUAUAUUAUGAUGUUUAACAAAAUAAAUAGGUUAUAGAAA